Messenger RNA from Thunnus maccoyii (southern bluefin tuna), 5237 nucleotides. Its product is annotated as inverted formin-2. The transcript is spliced from 3 exons. The record is from RefSeq and is a predicted model, not a curated record. The coding region runs from base 2107 to 2892 and encodes 261 amino acids. Lineage: Eukaryota; Metazoa; Chordata; Actinopteri; Scombriformes; Scombridae.
UGCACAUAUAUCAUUCUGCACAGUGAAACUCAAACAACAUUGAGUGGAGGGGGAUUUAAUGAUGACAACUGAGGUAAAUUUCAGCAAGAAACCUGUAUUAUCUCUCGAUAGCAAUCACAACUGAGGCUCAUGGGUAUUGUAGUAUGACAUGUCAGAAAACAUGAUUCCUCCAAAACAGGGUUGAAGUAAUUAACACUUGUGGCCACAACAUAAACCUCUAUGGCCAUUACAUUAUUGGGUAAUGGCCCAUGUUUUUAUGUGAGGAAACCUUUAGGAUAUUGCUUACAGAAUCAUGAGAAUCUUCUGGAAGCAGCAACUCCUCCCACUUCACAGCUCUAUAACAACCUUAACAAAUACCAUAGUGUUCCCAGCUCUCACUGCUGCUCGGAGCUCUAAGACAAUGCAAGUUUCACUAAAGGGACUUUACACUGAAGAAGACUUAAGCUGGAGCCGCAAAACAAAACACAGAGCUACAUUUGUUUUUUGAUUUUAGCAGCUCAAUGUAUCGAGUAAAUAUUACAAAGCUCAAUGUGCAGUUGCGAUUUAACGACUGAAUGUUGUCUAAGACUGAUUUCUGAAAAAAGAACAUAAUCUUGUACUUCUGAAGUUUUCUUUUUCAGUGAACCUUUUUCCAUUUCCAUCACUGCUGAUUUGUGCUGAUGAUUCCAUUAGAAGAGAUUCAUGCUCAUGCAGGUAUUAGACACUAAUCAGCCAGUUGCUUAACAUUGUGUAUGGGAAAGAUAAGUAGGACUAUUCAGGAACUCUUGCCAUAAGAUACAAGAUGUUCAUUUUAUUAUGUCUGCCCCCUGUACUUAUGAGUCUUUCCCAAAACCCAAAUUUAACCCAAUUAAGUCAACAUCAAAAGUACAUUAAGAAUAAAUUAAGUAUUUGAAGAGUACUAAAUGAAGACACUAUCGUUUUUGUGGUUUUAAGACAGAGUACAGCACCUGAAUCCUUUUCUGGCAGGUUGUCUGGGAGUAUCACCUCCGAAUUACAAUUGGGCCCUUGAUAACAGAUCUUUUAAUAUUACUCUCUUCUUCAAUAUCAGAGGAUUGUAGGGGUGCCAGGCAGGGAUAUUGAGGGAGAGCAAAGACUUUCUCCCUUUCAGCCCAGCAUCAAAACUUAUUAGAUAGAUAAUGAGAGCUGGACUUGCAUUGGAGUGUGCGUCUUUCUGUGUCCAUGUGUCAUUUAUUUGUCCCCUGAAUGCUGGCUCAAUCAGAUAGCAGCCAGUCAUUCACAGCAGCCACCAUCUCUCUGCAUCUGUUGACCUGCGCUGGCAACGCCGGGACUAAUGUGAGCUGCUUCGGUGGCAAUGAAACAGCCGUUUCCCUUUCACUUUGAAACCGCUUUUGUUUAUUUUGUUCUUUUUUUCCAGAUAAAGCUCCAAUGCAAAGGUCAGACUGUAUGUACUGUGGUUCGACUUCUCUGUUUGGUGUUUUGUUGCCUUUUUUUACUCAAAGUAAAAAAGCUUUGUAAGCCCCUUUACACAAGACUUUUCUUUGUGCCACAAGUUGUUGACUUUCAUCCUAUUAUAUCAGCUUGUAUAUCAUGUCAUAAGAGGCUUAACAUAUCCGACAGAAAUGAUGACGCGUAAUAACAUUUAUAAUAGGGAUUUGAGCUUGUCUGAAAGACUUGAGGAAUACAAAGUGUUUGUGUGUACUCACAUGUGUGUGUAGUAUUGUGUUCAGACUCACACUCAAAAUGAAGUCCAUUAAAAAAGGACAUCCUUGACCAGUUUCCUGUAACCAUGGCAAUAGGAAGUGCUCUCCAAUCACAUCUCUGUGUUUUGUGUUAGGGAAGUGCACUGUUUCCUGCUGUUUUCACCGGUUUCCUCCCAUUGGUGUGUGCUCAGGAUCUGGUCCUGGAAAGCCACACAGUUCCCAGCCAGUGUUCUUGUCGUAUUCAGGUUGUCUGUAUUUGUUUUUUGUAUGAAUCUACCGACAACGUCGCCAUCAAAUUUGAAUUAAAGUGUCACAUACUUAAAGCCAUUUCAAGCCUCCUCCUUGGAGACACAUGCUCACACUUCUCAGUCUAUUCAACAUGGGGGACUAAAUUACACCAAGAAACACCCCAACACUCUUCCCCACUGGAUCAAGCCUGGCAGCGAUGCAGGUUGGUCAUCAGGUCACCAGCAGCACCUCUCUCCAGAUCCCUCCCCAGCCUGAGACUGCUAUACUCAGAAACAGACAAUCAAUCCUGCUAGACACCAUCCAGCCCCUGUCCCAGGCAAUAAUCAAUCCCAAGCGGAGGAUGGAGGGACCUGUCCAGUCCCAGACACCACAGCCCCCCAGGACCUGCAGCUCACCUGGACAGAAUGGAAAAUCAUGCUGGAGCUUGGAUGUGAGGGUGGCGGUGCUUCUGGUAACUCUGGCUGGAGUUGUGAUCCUGCUGCUGCUGUACAGACUCUUACAGCUGAGACACAGGUUGAGGUUGGCCAGGGCAAGGCACGCUCUGGAGUACCACAGCUUCUUCCACACCGGCACCUACACACUCAAACACCCCACACCAUGUGAGGACGUGCCAACCAAGAACGGGACCGUCCCUGAGGAAGAUUCUCAGCCGAUCCAAACUGUUAGUGCAGUGACACCUGCUGCCAUCACCCCACUGCCGCCCCCACCAGUGCCGCUUCCACCCCUACUGCCACUCCCUACACCUCCUGCCCUGCUUCCACCACCUCUACACCCUCCACCUUCUCUCACACCAACACAUCCUGUCCUGACCCUCCCUCUCCCCCUGCCUGUGAUCCACACCACCCCACCCAGCCCUCACCUGUCAUGGGGCGCCUGCUCAGAUGCAGAUGUGUACUCUCGGAUCGGAGCUUUCAGGCCCUCCAGGCUCUCCAGCCUCUCUAGCCAAUCAAAGGUCAUUCUGUUUGAACACUCAUCUCUCUGACCUCUGACGCAUUGCAUGGUGGGAGACAUAGACAUUUGACAAGACUGUAGUCAAAACUAAAUCUGCAUUCUUCAGAAUCCGGGGAUGACGUACAUGCUUACUUAGAGUAUACUGUACAUACUGCUGUGUAGUUGCAAACAAGGGUAGACACAUAUUUGAAGUUAAAGUACUUUGAGGACAAGGUCUACAAAAGUUGAAGUUUGAGUUUUGUCAGCCACUGAAUUGAUUUAUCUACUAUACUCUAAAAAGUACCAGACUUUGUUCUAAACCUCUGCAAGAAAAUUGCAGUUUGGAACAAAACACCUCAGAUGUAAUCAUGUUUUAUUGAAUUGGAGAGUGGUUUGUUUGGGCUAGUUUUUUGGAAAUUGUCUGGUGGAAGCACCAUGUGACUGACCCACAGUGGAAGUUUCUUUCCCUCAGGAACAUUGAAUACCUUGUGUCUAUUCUGAAACCUGUUUUGGAGGUGAAAAAGGUAAACCUGAAGAAAGACUUGUGAUUUUAUGCUUUGUCCUUUACAGACUGUGUGAAAAGGGUCUAAUGUAAAAAAAAGGAAAAAAAAAAGAAAGAGGAAAAGCAAGCAGUUGAACUGAAAUCAUGGUUUGCUUUGUUUUAAUUUUGAUCAGAGACCGUGUGACUCAACUUAAGUUGAUUGGACAUUGUACGUUUUGAUUAAUUAUGUACAUUGUGUUAACUCCCACUGCAUAUUUUAAUUGUUUAACUGGCCUUUUUGCGUUAGCCAGAAUGUCCAGCUUCUAUGUGCACACAACAUGGAUCAAUCAGUGUGGGUGUUAAAAAUAGAAUGAUUUUUUCCAUUGACAAUUCCAAUAAAGUAAACUACAUGCCCAGCAACACUGACAAAAACAUAAAAUUAGCAUUACUUUGUACAAUGUACUGCACGGAAAGUAAGAAGAAAAUAAAGAUAAACAUGGAGCUGCAGAAGAAGAACCGCCUAACAACCAAUGACUUCUUGUUUGGGCAAUUAAUCAGACAUUAAACAACAACAUGUCUGGCAUAAAUUUGUCCUGAUUCUAAAAUUAGCACAGGAGGGACCAAUAUAGGUUUAAAAUCAAGCCUAAUACAUCUGCCAGUUAUGAAAAUAAACAUGUCCAUCUUUUAACUUUCCUCAUGUCAGCAAACAGCACAAUUUCUGGAGAACUGCAUGCAUGCUGGGAAUAUACUAAUAAUCUAACCCAAUAAUCUAAGUUUCAAAAUUUAAUUUGAUAAAAGAGGAGUUGAUUGGUUCAUUUGGUUGAAAUUCACAGAUACAGAAGAGGAGUCUGGUGUAAAUGUUGCGUGAACUCUGAAAGUUGGUUUUUAUUCCACAACUAAAAAAAAAAGAUUAACAGAACUUUCUCACUUUGUAAUGAAUCAGCUUCAGAUUGAGAGUUAUCAUGAUUCUCUUACACCAAUAUAAUCCUCAUUUAGGCUGAAGAACGUAUGUUUGCAUUUUUACAGUGCAUAGUUGUAGCAAAGCUCAUUAUUUCCUGUCGUGGGAAGCAUUUCCUGAGCUGAUUUUCCAUAGCAGGGUCCCCUCCCUGUUUCACACCACGCUCUGCAUUCUCUGUGUUUCUCUGAGUCUCUUCCUGCAUCAAUCUUACUUUGCAUUUCCUCUACUUGCAGUCUUAAAGUAUUACUCUGAAGUUUUCUUUUUAUUCAAACAAAUGCCAAUAUAUAUCUUUGCAAUUGCUUAGUUGUCUCUUAACUUGUUCAAAAUCAUCACAAAAUCAUCACACAACUAACAAUAUAAUUGGUGCAGUUCAAACUUCUAAAUCUGGUUCGUUAGUCAUCAAACUGAGACAUAUAAACAUGUGCACCGAUCAUUGUUCUCUGAAGUAGCCUUGCUGACACACACAGUUAACAUGUUGCUGUUAUCUUGGUAACCUUAGCAUCCACCUUGGCUCUAACAAGCUGUUAAGCUGAUUUUUUUUUUUCAAUAGUUAAAUAUGUUUUCCCAUCAGGUCUCCUAUUUAUAAUUCAAUAAUAGUUUGCAAAUUCAUGAGGGAAGCUGUUUAAGUUGAUGGCUGUUUGCUGCUUUCUGCUUGCUGGGGUGAAAACCGAGACCUUGCAUGACAUGCCUCUUUUGUCUUUUCUGUAUCUAAUUCUGCUAGUGAGGCCGAUGUCUCCAUGCUAAAAGCCAGUUAAUUCAAUCUGUGCAUGUACUGCAGCAUUGUCUCUUAAUUGGUUGUAAGCUGAGUAGGGAAGACAUUUGUAAAAAUAUACUGCUGCAGCAAUUAAAUAAAAUGAGGGGAGUGCCAUGCAAGGAUGAAUAUGAAUGUGUUUGUGUUCUGGAUCUGAUUAAUAUUAAUUUUAUGUAUCUAUUCUGAAAAUGCUCACUGAAAUGCUUU